UACAAUUGUCGUUUCAAAAACACGAUGUUGAAGCUAUCUGGUGUGACCCUAAUCCUGACAGCAGUCACGGGUGUGGUUUGGUGUCAGUCCUGUCCCAGCGGCUUCCUACACCACGACGACUCCUGCUACAGCCUCAUCCGUGUCAAGGCCUCGUGGGCGGAAGCGGCCGUGUACUGUCAGGCGAUAAGCGCCCAUUUAGCCUACGUCCAGACGGCUUCGGAACACAACUUUGUGGAAGGUUAUCUCAAAAGAGAAGACUCUACUAUAAGAACUGAUGGUGUCUGGGUCGGUGGUUUGACGUACCUGGUACAGAACGAGUGGCAGUGGGGAUUUGAAAAUACCCGAACCGCCAGUACCUGGUGGCUUCCCGGGGAACCGAAUAAUGAUCACGGUGCCCAGCUUUGUCUCAUGUACAAGAAAGGAUCGUACCUGUGGGACGACAAUGAAUGUCAAGACACGGAGUUUUUCUUAUGUGAAUUCGAACUCGGAUCUACCCCCCAAAUAGUUGGGAAAUAACAUUCAAGUCGGAACAAUGGAGACUCCACGAGAACAUUAGAAGAAAGUUUGGCUUUGUGGACAACAGUUAUUGUGUCCCUAGAAACAAUGCUUUACUAAUCUUAAUGUGUGUUUUGCCUGUUAAAUAUGUGUCUUACAAUACAUAUUAACUGACCGAUGAAUUGAUUGGAGCACUUACUCUGAUCAUGCAAAUGCAUGUUUGUAACAUAAAUAGCAUCUGAUCAUUUGAAUAUCCGCAGACUUCGCCAAUGCUUACAAAAGGACAUGGUAUAUGAUAUUAUUGUAUGUUUCUGAUGAAUAUAUGUUUCCGACGGUAAUUAUUUCAACUAUUGUUUUUGAAAAUAUUUGCUUUUGAAAAAUGUGACAAAGAAACAACAGAUCAUAUCAUAUUACUCUGUAUAUAAUAUUGUUAUAUACACUCACGUAGCCGUAAUGAUAAGACGAGACUUUUGUUCCACGCAGUCUUGUUGAAUUUCUCAACGUUCUUUUUAAGGUGACAUUAACAAUAAAUCAUACGCAAUAUGCAGUCCUUAUCCCUGUGAUGCUUGAUUUAAAAUUGCAAUGGCGUAAACAAGACAGACUGUGAAGCUUUACUCAUUCCUAGAUAACUUGUAGCACGUGUAUUACAUAUUACGCACCGGCGGCCAUUUUGAGUCGAGAUUACAACAAAGUCAACACGACACCAAUGGUUGUCUUAAAAAAGCAUGUGAAUUGCAUGACGACACGCGGUAGUCAAGUUGGCUGAGGUGCCGUGAUUCGCUGUGCCAGAACAAAUGAUAUGGGAUUUGCCUUGAUUGUUUCUAGGUUUGAAAGUAAAACGUCUAAAACCUGCACACAUCACUUGGGGUUUGCCUUCCACAUCAAGCUGACACGCCUUAAUAUAAUAGGAAUACUGUUCAAAGCAGGGUUGAACAAAACUCACCUACUGAUGAUGACACACUGCGUAAGGACACAU
This is a messenger RNA of Haliotis rufescens (red abalone), 1471 nucleotides long. Its product is annotated as perlucin-like. Bases 25 to 516 code for a protein of 163 amino acids. Lineage: Eukaryota; Metazoa; Mollusca; Gastropoda; Lepetellida; Haliotidae. The transcript has a single exon. The record is from RefSeq and is a predicted model, not a curated record. Gene Ontology annotation, molecular function: signaling receptor activity.